This is a messenger RNA of Lingula anatina, 1754 nucleotides long. RefSeq lists its product as uncharacterized. Gene Ontology annotation, molecular function: ubiquitin-protein transferase activity; ubiquitin binding. The record is from RefSeq and is a predicted model, not a curated record. Gene Ontology annotation, cellular component: ESCRT I complex. Gene Ontology annotation, biological process: endosome to lysosome transport; protein modification process; protein transport. Lineage: Eukaryota; Metazoa; Brachiopoda; Lingulata; Lingulida; Lingulidae.
UCGGAAUUGCCUUGAGGGUAUUUUAAAGCUAUAUUUUUGUCCUUUUCUUUACCACGGUGACCCUGUUACUCUGUGUUUCUAGCACUGAUGCCCAAGUUUGCAUCCCCAUUGGAGCAGCCCUGAGCACAGCCAUAUGUUUAUCAUGUGAUGAACGCUGUAUAUUUGUUGCAGUCAAACCUUGUACAAUAUCCCUUUUGAUUCUUCCUACAGGUACAACAUCUUUUCAGCAUACACCAGAUGCAUCACAGACAAAUUCUACCAAUCUGGCCCUUCACCGUUCCUCCAUACAGCAAGACAUGUUGUCCAUGUUCAUGGAGGACACCAUCAUAGGUACGAAGUUAAAGGUUACCUUCAUUGGUGAGAGGGGAACAGGUGGUCAAGGAGAUGCACAGAAAGACGCAUACUGUGCAUUUUGGAACGAGUUCUUCUCCACGUCAGCAUGUGGUGAAUACGAGAAGGUGCCGUUGCUUUCCCCCAGAUAUGGUCGAGAGGAGUGGAAGGCAGUGGGCAGGAUCCUUUUGAAAGGCUACAUCGACUGUGGUGUCUACCCAUUGCAGUUAUCACUGGCCUUUUCUUCGGCUUUCAUCCUCGGAGAAACCAGUGUUUCAUCAGAUAUGCUACUGCAGUCAUUUAGCAUGUAUCUCCCAGAGGCUGAUCGCAAGAUUGUUGACAAGGCUUUAUCUGGGGAAGACCUUGAUGAAGAUGAACAAGAUGACUUGCUGGAUUUGCUUACCCGUAUGGAUUGCAAAGGAAUGCCCACAAAAGAAGACAUGUGCAACACAGUUCUGCAAAUUGCACACAAGAAACUAAUUCAGGAACCAAAAUAUGCAAUGGAUGCAAUGGCCGAAACUGCAUGUGGAUGGUUGCAGAUACUCCUUCCUGAUGUGGAAAAACUACGACUGAUGUACGAAAGCAAAACACAAACUGCAUGUAAGAAAUGCCUUGGAUAUCUCAAGCAGUUUAUCAAAGGCCUGGAUAAUGCCAUGCUCCAGAAAUUUAUGAGGUACUUCACCGGGUCAGAUCUGAUUUGCAUGUGCCACAUUGAUAUCUCCUUCAACCGUAUGGUUGGUUUGGCCAAGGCACCACAGGCCCACACCUGUGGACCUCUGAUAGAGCUUCCUUGCACAUACCGCUCUUACCCUGAGCUUCGCCAAGACUUUAUGGCCAUCUUAGAAUCCCAUCGCUUGAACAUGGAUAUUGUUUAGAUCAGAGAUAAUGAAAAUUACGGUAUAUGUACUAGUAUGUACACUCACGUCUGAUAUAUAACUUUUGUUUUGAACAUUUAGGGCACUUGUAUAACUGCAGAUCAUGGAAGCCAAUCAUAGUUUCUGUAAAUAAGCACUGUGCUUUACAUAAAAACAUUCAUAGGAAAAGUGAGUGAGCGACAUCAUGCCACAAACUCUGAUUGGAUAGUAUUUAUAUAGCUCAUGAUUAUAUGUAAUUGACCUGCUUGGUCUCUGCAUGUUUGAGCACUUAAAGCAGAAGCUAGAAGUUUGGUUUUGGACCUUUUUUCAAGAGCUGAUUUCAUGACAAUUUUUGUUUGAAACCAUGUUGAACCACACCUCUGUAGACAGAUUAAACCUUCAGUUUACAGGUACGAAAAAGGAACCUUGUAUCUUGGAUUGAAUAUUCUUUAUGGUCUUAUUUUGGCCAUUUUGGUUGAACUUUCUUGGUAAUACAUUUUUGAUGUUAUGUGUAGUAGAUACGCUAUAAUUUUGUUUUUAUGUCCGUACAUUUAACAGAUUUGCUGCCUU